Caenorhabditis briggsae is the source of this 405-nucleotide messenger RNA. The record is from RefSeq and is a predicted model, not a curated record. The transcript is spliced from 2 exons. Bases 1 to 405 code for a protein of 134 amino acids. Lineage: Eukaryota; Metazoa; Nematoda; Chromadorea; Rhabditida; Rhabditidae.
AUGCAAUCUACUACUCUUCUUACUCUCCUUGUUCUUGUCGCUGGAGCAUCUGCUCAAUGCUUCGGAGGCGGUUGCGGAGGACCAAUCUUCCUCCCACCACCACCAUGCUUCGGUGGAAACUGUGGAUGCCAAGGAAACAACUGCGGAUGUUCUGGUAACAACUGUGGACCACAGGUCACUGUUGUGCAGAUCCCGAAUAAUAAUAACGGAUGCUCGUGCAAUCCAUGCUCUGGACCAAUCUGCCCACCAGUUUGCAACAGCUGCCCACCACAGCCAAUCUUCAUUCAACAACCAUCUUGCUGCAACCAGAAUAACUUCUCGUGCUGCCCAUUCCGUUUCCGUCGCCACAACACUGCCGCUGAAACCACCGAGGAGGCUACGACCGCUGCUCCAACGCAAGAGUAA